Messenger RNA from Elephantulus edwardii (Cape elephant shrew), 1884 nucleotides. RefSeq names its product glycerol kinase (gene GK). The coding region runs from base 47 to 1705 and encodes 552 amino acids. Gene Ontology annotation, cellular component: mitochondrion. Gene Ontology annotation, biological process: triglyceride metabolic process; glycerol metabolic process; glycerol-3-phosphate biosynthetic process. The record is from RefSeq and is a predicted model, not a curated record. The transcript is spliced from 20 exons. Gene Ontology annotation, molecular function: glycerol kinase activity. NCBI's taxonomy places the organism in Eukaryota, Metazoa, Chordata, Mammalia, Macroscelidea, Macroscelididae.
ACCCAGGAAACGGCUCGCGAACCUCGGGCAAUUUGAAGCUGGAUUUAUGGCAUCUUCGAAUAAAUCCGUUUUGGGCCCUUUGGUAGGGUCAGUGGACCAGGGCACCAGCUCCACGCGGUUUCUGGUUUUCAAUUCAAAAACAGCUGAACUACUUAGUCAUCAUCAAGUGGAAAUAAAACAAAAGUUCCCAAAAGAAGGAUGGGUGGAGCAAGACCCUAAGGAAAUUCUGCAGUCUGUCUAUGAGUGCAUAGAGAAAACGUGUGAGAAACUUCACGAGCUCAAUAUUGAUAUUUCCAACAUAAAAGCCAUUGGGGUUACCAAUCAGAGGGAAACCACCGUGGUCUGGGACAAAUUUACCGGAGAGCCUCUGUACAAUGCUGUGGUGUGGCUUGAUCUAAGGACCCAGUCUACUGUUGAGACUCUCAGUAAAAGAAUGCCAGGAAAUAACUUUGUGAAGUCCAAGACAGGCCUUCCACUUAGCACUUACUUCAGUGCAGUGAAACUUCGUUGGAUCCUUGACAAUGUGAAAAACGUUCAAAAAGCUGUUGAAGAAAAUAGAGCUCUUUUUGGGACAAUUGAUUCGUGGCUUAUUUGGAGUUUGACUGGAGGAGCCAAAGGGGGUGUCCAUUGUACAGAUGUGACAAAUGCAAGUAGGACUAUGCUUUUUAACAUUCAUUCCUUGGAAUGGGAUAAAGAACUUUGCGACUUUUUUGAAAUCCCGAUGACAAUUCUUCCAAAUGUCCGAAGUUCUUCUGAAAUCUAUGGCCUAAUGAAAGCUGGGGCCUUGGAAGGUGUGCCUAUAUCUGGGUGCUUGGGAGACCAGUCUGCUGCAUUAGUGGGACAAAUGUGCUUUGAGGAUGGUCAAGCCAAAAACACGUAUGGCACGGGCUGUUUCUUACUGUGUAAUACCGGACAUAAGUGUAUAUUUUCUGAGCACGGCCUUCUGACCACGGUGGCUUAUAAACUAGGCAGAGACAAGCCGGCAAAUUACGCCUUGGAAGGCUCUGUAGCUAUAGCUGGUGCUGUUAUUCGCUGGUUGAGAGACAAUCUUGGAAUUAUAAAAACCUCAGAGGAAAUUGAGAAACUUGCCAGAGAAGUUGGCACUUCUUAUGGCUGCUACUUCGUCCCAGCAUUUUCAGGGUUAUAUGCACCUUAUUGGGAGCCCAGUGCAAGAGGGAUAAUCUGUGGUCUGACUCAGUUCACCAAUAAAUGUCAUAUUGCUUUUGCUGCAUUAGAAGCUGUUUGUUUCCAAACCCGUGAGAUUUUGGAUGCCAUGAACCGUGACUGUGGAAUUCCACUCAGGCAUUUGCAGGUCGAUGGAGGAAUGACCAACAACAAGAUUCUUAUGCAGCUACAAGCUGACAUUCUGUAUAUUCCAGUAGUGAAGCCCUCGAUGCCCGAGACAACUGCACUUGGAGCUGCCAUGGCAGCGGGGGCUGCGGAAGGUGUUGGUGUGUGGAGUCUAGAACCUGAGGAUUUGUCAGCAGUCACGGUGGAGCGGUUUGAACCACAAAUCAAUGCUGAAGAAAGCGAAAUUCGUUAUUCUACUUGGAAAAAAGCUGUGACGAAAUCAAUGGGUUGGGCUACAACUCAGCCUACCCAAAGUGGUGACCCUAGUAUCUUCUGUAGUCUGCCCCUGGGCUUUUUUAUAGUGAGUAGCAUGGUAAUGUUAAUUGGAGCAAGGUACAUCUCAGGUAGCCCAUAAAUUGUACCAGCUCAUGGAUUCCCAAGAUGUGAACUUUUUCUGUAAUGAAAGAACUCUACAGUUUUGUUUCUUAAUGUGAUGACACUACUCAUAGACUGUAAUGUUAUUUAUAAGCCACUUUCUGCAUGAUCUUCCAAGUUGACCGGUAUAUAAUAAAGCAGAAAGAAUAUUUUAAAAAU